UUACAGAUAUUAACGAGUGUGUACAGGGAAAUCAUAACUGCUCUCGUCAGCAAUCGUGCAUCAACCUGGAAGGUUCAUUUCGAUGUGCUCAUGACAGUGAGCUCUGUGAGGAGGGGUACACAUUCAGCGAGCAAGGAGAGUGUGUUGACAUAGACGAAUGUCAGGGUACUUUAGCUCGCUGUGGCCCUAACUUAAUGUGCGAGAACACCCUUGGCUCCUUUGUCUGUCACCCAAGGGCACAGUGUGGACCUGGCCUGGUUGUUAAUGCACAAGGCAGCUGUGUUGACACUAACGAAUGCGAGAGCCUCAGCGAACCCUGCGCCAACGGUUUCAACUGCAUCAACACCAUCGGCUCCUACACGUGCCACCGGAACGUCAUCAGCUGCAGCCUAGGGUACCAGCCAAGCGAGGACAACGCCCGGUGCGUGGAUAUCGACGAGUGCCGGGCUGGGGUGCAUCGCUGUGGCGUGGACCAGGUGUGCCGCAACACCCCCGGAAGUUACCGCUGUGACUGCCGGCAGGGCUACCGGGUGGACCCCUACGGCAGGGCUUGCCUAGACAUCGACGAGUGCCGCCGGUAUGUGGGACGCCUCUGCGCCCAGAAAUGCGAGAACUCGCCCGGAUCGUAUCACUGCUCCUGCGCCAUUGGGUACAUGCUUGCCGAGGACGGCCACAACUGCAAAGAUGUUAAUGAGUGUGAAGCCAGCCCAUGCAGCCAGGAAUGUGCCAACGUGUAUGGAUCGUAUCAGUGCUACUGCAGGCAGGGGUACACCCUCAACCGGAUGGACAGAACGAGCUGCGAAGAUGUCGACGAGUGUUCCCUGACUGCUGCAACCCUUUGUUCCUAUCGCUGCGUGAACACACCAGGAUCCUUCACCUGUGUCUGUCCUGAGGGCUACGUCCUUGCUCCCAAUGGGAGGAACUGCCGAGAUCUCGAGGAGUGCUCGCUGGGUACCCACAACUGCACGGCGGCCGAGACCUGCUUCAACAUUCAGGGUGGAUUCAAAUGCCUGACCUUCGAGUGUCCCGCCGGCUACCGCAAAGUGGGACAGGCCCGUUGCGAGCGACUGUCGUGCCAGGAUUACGUUGAGUGCCAGACCGUGCCACAGAGGAUCACCUACUACCAGCUGAGCUUCCCCUCCAACAUCCGGGUGCCGGCCAACAUCUUCCGCAUCAGCCCGUCCCCGGUCUACAUCGGCGACAACAUCCUGCUGGGCAUCACGAGGGGCAACGAGGGCAUGUUCUUCAGCACCCGCCGGCUCAACAACUACACCGGCUUCGUCUACCUGCAGCUGCAGCCGCGGGAGCCCCGGGACUUCCUCCUGGACGUGGAGAUGACCCUGAUCCGGCAGGGCAGGGCCACCAAGUUCAUCGCCAGAAUCUACGUGUUCAUCACGGGACCCUCGCUCUGACCAGCCUCCAGAUUUCCCCACCUCGCCCCCCCACACCCCACCCAGCCCCUCACCCGCUGCGGGUCCGUGCCUCUUGACAUGUGACUUUCCCUGCUCUCUCUGGUCACGAGGGCUCACUCCUCUCCCCCUGGGUGUUGCCAGCAGCUGACCUCUGCCCCCGAGCCGGUGCCAGCCGCCAAGUUGGAAUGGAUACCGGGGAAGCACCUUUUGCGACCUUGGCACGUGCCGAAGUGCCCUCGCUGCGGUGAUGUAGAGAAAAGCUGCAGUCAACCUGUACGCUGCGGAGCUUCGACAGAAACUGCAAUGACAAAAUAACCUGCUUCUCACUAACAGCGUCGGUUGAACGAUUGGGCCGAGGAUGCCUGAACUUUACUCUGUAUCUAAUCCCAUGUUGUACCUGUCCUGGGAGUGUUUGAUGGGGACGGUGUAGA
Messenger RNA from Carcharodon carcharias (great white shark), 1843 nucleotides. RefSeq names its product fibulin-2-like. The record is from RefSeq and is a predicted model, not a curated record. Lineage: Eukaryota; Metazoa; Chordata; Chondrichthyes; Lamniformes; Lamnidae. The transcript is spliced from 9 exons. Bases 195 to 1412 code for a protein of 405 amino acids. Gene Ontology annotation, molecular function: calcium ion binding.